UUUUCCUAUCUGCUAAUGAAACUCACUGAUCUCUCCAAGGACAUGGUGAAGUUUCUGCCGAACUGCAGCAAAAACAGGACACUAACGGCUGUUAAGAUGCGUGGUAUAUUUGCUAGUUGUGCUCUGGCAGCAGCGCUGCUGGCUGUAACCUGGGCAGACCACCAUGACCACCAUCACCACCAUGACCACCAUAGCCACAGCAGUGAGGGAGAGAUGAGCUGCCACAAGCUGUCCGCUCCCAACGCCGACUUCACCUUUGCCCUCUACAAAAGUCUGAAUGCCAAGGCUGCAGCUGGGAAGAACAUCUUCUUCUCACCGCUGGGCAUCUCCACCGCCCUGUCCAUGCUGUCCACAGGGGCCCGUGGUGAAACCCACAGCCAGCUCUUCUCCACCUUGGGCUACAGCGGUCAUGACCAGGCACAGAUCAAUGAAGCAUAUCAGCAUCUUUUCCAGAUGCUUGGCUACAGCCAUGAGGAUGAGCAGCUGGAUGUCGGCAAUGUUGUGGCAGUGCGCUCAGGAUUCACUCCUCUGGAGAAGUUCCUGAAGGAUGUCAAGGAUUUCUACGCCGGUGACAUCUUCAAAGUUAAUGUUACCAGACUCGAAGAGGCUGCAGCUGAGAUCAACACAUUCAUUGCUAAUAAAACCCAGGACAAGAUAAAGGAUGUGGUACAGCAGCUGAACCCUGACAUGGCCAUGGUGCUUAUCAAUUACGUCUACUUCAAAGGACAGUGGGCGAAACCCUUCAACAGUGGAUUCACCAAAGAGAAAGACUUCCAUGUGGACAACACCACCAAAGUUCGAGUGGACAUGAUGUCGAGGACGGGUGACUACAAGAUCUACAGGGAUGAUCGAAACCAGGCCACCGUCAUCACAGUGCCUUAUAAGGGCAACGCCUCCAUGAUGAUCGUCCUGCCUGAUGAAGGCAAGAUGAUGACGGUGGAGCGACACAUCAGCAAGGACUCCAUCAAGCACUGGCAAGCCUCAGUCUCCAUGGCAUAUGUAAAUCUGCGCUUGCCAAAGUUUGCCAUCUCUGUGGACGCCUCCCUGGAUGACACACUGAAAGCAAUGGGCAUAACUGAUGCUUAUGAGGACCGCGCUGAUUUCUCUGGAGUGUCUGAAACAGCCAUGCUCAAAGUCACAAAGGCGUCUCACAAGGCAGCACUGAGCGUCACUGAGGUGGGAACAGAGGCAGCAGCCACCACUUUCACGGAGUUGAUGUUCUUCAGUCUGCCACAGACUGUCAGAAUUGACAGGCCCUUCUUGGUUUUCAUCCUGGAGAACUCCACUGGGAACAUCCUCUUCAUGGGCAAAAUCAACAACCCCACAGCAACAUAAAGGCACACAAAAAGAAAAUGAGAAUCAUGAUCAUAAGUGUCAUCAUCAUUGACUUUUUAACCAUCACACUGGUGUUGUAGUACUUGUAAAUGUACUUGUUAGUGUCACUGGUGGAAGUAACUCCAUAAAAAUGUCUUUAAAGAGACUCAAUAAAAGAUAAUACAGAAAAAAUGA
This is a messenger RNA of Seriola aureovittata, 1509 nucleotides long. RefSeq names its product alpha-1-antitrypsin homolog. The record is from RefSeq and is a predicted model, not a curated record. Gene Ontology annotation, molecular function: serine-type endopeptidase inhibitor activity. Gene Ontology annotation, biological process: negative regulation of endopeptidase activity. NCBI's taxonomy places the organism in Eukaryota, Metazoa, Chordata, Actinopteri, Carangiformes, Carangidae. The transcript is spliced from 6 exons. Bases 16 to 1335 code for a protein of 439 amino acids.